AUGAACCGAAGCUUCUCCAUAGACUCCAUUCUGGCCAGGAAGCCAAAACGAAAAAUUGGCGAAGACCGGCUGAUUCGUGUCUUCCUGCAAUCUGCAAAUCUCUGGAGACGAUUUCAUAGUCUUGGGACGGAAAUGAUCGUGACCAAGAGUGGCAGAAGAAUGUUCCCAACACUAUCCGUGAUAAUAGCGGGGCUGGAUCCAGUGAAGAACUAUGUGGUGAUGGUGGAUCUAGAGUGCAUCGAAUUGAAACGUUUUCGCUACUCGUUUCAUCAAAGCAAGUGGAUUUCUACGGGGCCAGGAGAAAGUGAGCUUCCAAGUCGAAUGUUCGUCCAUUCAGACUCCCCAGCUCGUGGAGCUCAUUGGAUGAGGUCACCUGUCAGUUUUGACAAAAUGAAGCUCACCAACAAUCAAUUGGAUAACAAUGGACAUAUCAUAGUCAACUCGAUGCACAAGUACCGCCCACGGGUUCAUGUCAUAGAGCAAGAUGAAGCAAAAACUCGCCAUACGUUCUCCUUCGAAGAGACUGAUUUCAUUGCAGUGACUGCUUAUCAGAACCAUCGAAUAACAAGUCUGAAAAUUGAGUCCAACCCAUUUGCCAAGGGGUUCCGGGAAUGUGAAGUUCAGGAUAUGGCACAUCUACAAGUACCCGCCAAUUUUCAAUCAGUUCUUCCUUUCAUUUUUCCCUAUUUCGCUAAUCUCACAGCUAAUGCUGAGCAAUAA
Messenger RNA from Caenorhabditis briggsae, 720 nucleotides. RefSeq names its product Protein CBR-MLS-1 (gene Cbr-mls-1). NCBI's taxonomy places the organism in Eukaryota, Metazoa, Nematoda, Chromadorea, Rhabditida, Rhabditidae. The transcript is spliced from 5 exons. The record is from RefSeq and is a predicted model, not a curated record. Gene Ontology annotation, molecular function: RNA polymerase II cis-regulatory region sequence-specific DNA binding; DNA-binding transcription factor activity, RNA polymerase II-specific. Gene Ontology annotation, biological process: cell fate specification; positive regulation of DNA-templated transcription; regulation of transcription by RNA polymerase II. The coding region runs from base 1 to 720 and encodes 239 amino acids. Gene Ontology annotation, cellular component: nucleus.